This is a messenger RNA of Haliotis rufescens (red abalone), 6429 nucleotides long. RefSeq lists its product as uncharacterized. The transcript has 2 exons. NCBI's taxonomy places the organism in Eukaryota, Metazoa, Mollusca, Gastropoda, Lepetellida, Haliotidae. The coding region runs from base 108 to 1817 and encodes 569 amino acids. The record is from RefSeq and is a predicted model, not a curated record.
UGCGCUUGUCAACGAAUCGAUAUGUCUGUAUCUACCGAUGGCUAAGCGUCGGCUGCUAGCCGCGGUGUAUCAAACCUUCCCCGUCCUGCCUUGGUUGGGGUUGUGGAAUGGGAUGCCGCCCGAGCAAGCAUGCCUCAAGUAAAAUCCGAGCGGCAGAGGCAAUGGGAGGUGGAUUUGGAGCCCAUUUCGGUUCGGGGAAGUUUUCCAGAAGAGUGCGACCAGGCGGGUUUCCAACCCAGGUGAAAAAUUCUACAUCACUGGCUGCCUGUCAUCCGUCAACGGAGUUCAGUGACUUUUCUACAACAACUGCGACUUAUAAUUCCCCCGGGUACAAGACGUCUAAAAUAACUGUGAGGCUGUCAAGCGAUGGAUCAACUUUGGAAAUUGAAAAGUGUGAAAUCGAGCCCGAGGUUGUCAUACAGCGUUCAGAAAGUGCGCCAAUUUUACCAUCCACGGAUGCAUCUCAGGAGCAGACGACGACAAGCUUCCAACAGAUUGUAUGCGCCGAUGUGGCGCCAGUACCUUAUCAGUUUAGAUCGGAGAAAAAUGAAUAUAAUGACAAUCAUUCCUUACUGUGCUCAGAAUUUCACACCAGAAUUAUUUCUUCAGAACUGCGUGACAAUCGAACGACACCUAUACGUGCACCAAAAGCCACCAUAGACGAACUGGAUGAUUUUUCGAUUACACUUCCGAAAGCAACUUUAGCUGUCCAAGAGGAGACCUAUUUAUUAUCAUCAGCCACUUCGUAUGAGAAAGGGAGUACCAAAAGCCAUUCUUCUCCAGGCCCUUUUCGCCAUGGCAAAAUAGAUAAGUCUUCAUCUGAGAAACAAGAUGUUCAGUUAAGGAAUACCGUUGAUAAUACUGAAUUAUUGGGCAAAGUGGGGGAAAAUCGUCCUGAUUGUAUUGGCCGUCAUUUAAAUUGCAUUGUAAGGACGGAAAGUGCUGAAGUGUUAUGUAUAGGAGCGGACUGCAAAUCUACUUCAUGUUCAUGUAAUGAAGUUCACUUCAAAGAUUCGGUGUCACCGUCUGCAGGAGCAAGUGGAAUUUCAGGCAGAUCUCAUAUUGAAAGUGUUCAACGAAAGCUUGCCUUUUGUUCCUAUUCUCACACGACAGAUGAAUCUUGGGACCGAGGGAUCUUUGGAUUGGGAAACUUUAUCGAAACUCAUGCACAUACCAAAGAACAUUCAAGAGAUGGGAGUGAGAUUGACAUUUAUGGAGACGAUUUAUCAUCCCCCAUUGACAAGGCAGGCGAGCUACCGCAAAUCAGCCAUCAAACAUACGCCGUCCGUGCCAGCAGUCUUGCGAUAGUUGAACCUGGAGAUAGCAUCAAAGCUAAGCAUAAUCACACUGUCAGUGAUAAAACCAGAAACCCGACACACUCCUGUUCCUCUUGUCAGACUCAAAGAUGGGUUCCUGAUAUCACUGGUGCCAAUUUUUACCCACAUAAGAGAUCUGGGGAAGGAAGAAACUUGAUUAAAUCUGUGACAAACGAGAUUACCCUUUCAGUUCCUUGUAUAAGUCACUGCCCACACGGUUAUAAAGAAAAUGUAAAUAUGGUGACUAUGGAGAAUUCUGUAGUGGAGGAAUGUACCACUGAGGGUUUUGAUGAAACUGGAAACUGUGUUUGUACGUUGGAAGUGCCCCACACACCUAGGGUGACCACCAGUGAUUGUUCUUUGACAUGCAAGGAAGGCAUUCCUGUUGUCAUGGAAACUGAAUUGAAAGCUGAAGAAGUUGAGGAGACAGAUGACGUUGUUUCAGAUUGCGACAUUGCUUACGUGCACAGGGAUUUUAUCAAUGUGUUUUUCAGAUUUUGAAGAUAUCUUCGAUGAUGAUUGUGCUGACGCCCACCCACCUGAAGUAGCAUUCUCCAGCCCAGACAAGUGAUGAGCCCUACAAGACAAGACAGUUCCCUGGAACAAGCUAGAGUGUGCGCUUGACAAAGUACAUGGCAUGUGAAGAGGUGCAAGAUGGCUUCGGAGGAGUGUUCACAGGACGAGGUGGAGGGGAGCUUCCAGUGUUCGUUGAGACAGAGUGUUUGUUGUGGAAGUGUAACCUGAUGAUGGCAAGUAGAGAUGGAUACUCAUCAGUUGAGUGUAGAAGUGAGGGAGAAACUGUUGUGUUUGGAAUAAAAAGGUGAGACUGACUUGGCCAUGUUUAGAAGAUUGGUUAAAGUGUAAAAAGUGGUUUAGGAAGAUGUGACUGAGAUCCUGUUUAGUCUGAUAUAAACAGAAGAACCAGCAGGUGUUGGUUGAAGAGGAAUCAGUAGGUGUUGGUUGAAGAAGAACCAGCAGGUGUUGGUUGAAGAAGAACCAGCAGGUGUUGGUUGGAGAAGAAUCAGUAGGUGUUGGUUGGAGAAGAAUCAGUAGGUGUUGGUUGAAGAAGAACCAGCAGGUGUUGGUUGAAGAAGAAUCAGUAGGUGUUGGUUGAAGAAGAAUCAGUAGGUGUUGGUUGAAGAAGAAUCAGCAGGUGUUAGUUGAAGAAGAAUCAGCAGGUGUUGGUUGAAGAAGAAUCAGCAGGUGUUGGUUGAAAAAGAUCCAGCAGGUGUUGGUUGGAGAAGAAUCAGUAGUUUUUGGUUGAAGAAGAAUCAGUAGGUGUUGGUUGAAGAAGAACCAGCAGGUGUUGGUUGAAGAAGAAUCAGUAGGUGUUGGUUGGAGACGAAUCAGUAGGUGUUGGUUGAAGACGAACCAGCAGGUGAUGGUUGGAGAAGAAUCAGCAGGUGUUGGUUGAAGAAAAAUCAGUAGGUGUUGGUUGGAGAAGAAUCAGUAGGUGUUGGUUGAAGAAUCUGCUGAUGUUGGUUACAGAAGAGUCAGCCAAAGUUGGUCACAAAAGAAUCAUCUGAUGCGAUCAGAAGUAAGUGUUUCUCAAGUCAUUGACUGUGUUCAGUGUGUUAAUGGCAGCCUUUCUCACACACUACAGAAUAAAUGAUGGCGUGGCAAAAUCUGUUCUUGGAAAGUUGAAGGACAAAUGUUACUGGUAGUCCUCCACACACUACAGGAAUAAAUGCUGGCGAGGCAAAAUCUGUUCUUGGAUAGUUGAAGGACAAAUGUUACUGGUAGCCCUCCACACACUACAGAAUAAAUGAUGGCGUGGCAAAAUCUGUUCUUGGAUAGUUGAAGGACAAAUGUUACUGGUAGCCCUCCACACACUACAGAAUAAAUGAUGGCGUGGCAAAAUCUGUUCUUGGAUAGUUGAAGGACAAAUGUUACUGGUAGCCCUCCACACACUACAGAAUAAAUGAUGGCGUGGCAAAAUCUGUUCUUGGAUAGUUGAAGGACAAAUGUUACUGGUAGCCCUCAACACACUACAGGAAUAAAUGCUGGCGUGGCAAAAUCUGUUCUUGGAUAUUUGAAGGACAAAUGUUACUGGUAGUCCUCCACACACUACAGGAAUAAAUGUUGGUGUGGCUACAUCUGUUCUUGGAUAUUUGAAGGACAAAUGUUACUGGUAGCCCUCAACAGACUACAGGAAUAAAUGUUGGUUUGGCUGCAUCUGUUCUUGGAUAGUUGAAGGACAAAAGUUACUGGUAGUCCUCCACACACUACAGGAAUAAAUGCUGGUUUGGCUGCAUCUGUUCUUGGAUAGUUGAAGGACAAAUGUUACUGGUAGCCCUCCACACACUACAGGAAUAAGUUGCUGGCGUGGCAAAAUCUGUUCUUGGAUAGUUGAAGGACAAAUGCUGAGCAGGUGCCGUCAUGCACUGAUUUGCUGUUUUCUCUGAAAGACUGCUGUGAAACCGAGGUACAGACUUAUCUUGUUCAUAGUAUCAUAUGACCAUGAUAUGAUACUGCCUCCACCCUCUGAGACUGAAGGGCAUGACCUUAUUGCCUUAUUCAUACCACUUGUUAGAAUCUUCCUAUGUGUUGUUUCCCAGUGUCUCUGACACUGGACAUACCUUGAUUUCCAUGCGAUAUCUGUUCCGUUUGGGAAAGAUCGAUCACCAUUGACUGUAAAUUGUCUUUAGGUUUGUUUUUUUAUUGCACUUCUUUUUUUAGACUAAACUGUUUCCAUUGAUUUAGAGAUUUAGAAUUUUAAGUGUCUGAUUAAAAUAAUUGCAUUUCCAUUUUGUUUAUUUCAAUAUCCUAUUUAUGUGUUCUAUGUAUCAAGUGAUUUAUGACACUCAACUUGGUUGUGAAUUGCUGUACUUUGAUUAUUUUCUCAUCAUGCAACCUGCAAUUUGUUUUAUUCCUAAACAAAGUUCUUUCAUUGGUCUUUUUAUAUUAUUUGACAACUUUUUGACACUGGAAACCAAUUUGUUUCUUUCAGAACUAUGUUGCUAUUCUGAGAUGAAAUAAAUGUCUUUAACACAAAUGUUCAAAGGUGUAAGUGAAGUUAUAUCAUCGCCUCUUUAUCCAUUGCCUGAUCCAUUGCAUCAUAAUUCUCAUCUUUCAAUUCUGGACCAAUGAACAUCAGUGAACAUCAAUGAAUAUCAAUGAAUAUCAAUGAACAUCAAUGAACAUGGUAUGCAUGUCCAAGUAUAGAUGACUCUUUCAAAAAUAUUAUAUUAAAAUUGAUCAAUUAAUAUAAUAUGUCAAUACUUCUGUUGAUAGGAAACACAAAACACACAAAAAACAAGAGACUAAAUGUUGUUGGCUUCCAACUUUGGCCAUUUUAGAUAAAAAAAUGUUUGUUUUGUUUUUUGUCAUCUCAAGAUCUCUGUAUAUAUGUCCACACUUUACACGAAUGUUAGUUACUUUAUAAACACAGUUUGAAAUAACUUUGAAUAUUUUAAGACCUCCAGUCUGAAAAAUAUAAUUUUUGAUACAAAUUGAAACAAACAUCCUUUUUUAGACAGAUAUAUUUUUCAGAAUCUUUGAAAGUGCAAGGGGCAGGAAUAUGAAACUCUUGUGGAUGACAAGUGUUAUGACAUCCUGAAUCAAUGCAGAUCAAAAAGAUUGUUGGAAAUGAGAUGCCACACAUAGGUGUGUGUAGGGUGUUUACAGUUACGGAUAUGUGCAGAAUGAUGAGAAUUGUCUGUCUUGGUCCAGUAGGUCACAAGAGCUAAUAUUUCUGCAGUAUUUUGAAUUUUGUCCUUGAUUGAUCUUUUCGUAUCAGGCCAUAUUAAAUUAUUUAUCAGAUGAUAUUUAUCAACAGUUAAUGUACACACAUGCAUUAAACAGCAUGGUUAAAAAAGAAACGUGUACAUACAAUUAAAUGCCUUGGCUUCAUAUUACAUUUCUAAUUUGGUUGAAAGCCUAAUUACCAAUUUAUUGUUGCCUAUGGAGAUGGGAUAUAUUUUUAAUGUCUGCAACUAAUAAGUUUAAAGACAUGAUUUAAUGAGGACUAGUUUAUUCAGUUUGGAAAUAUUCGACAUGCACUUAAGCAUGUCUUUCUAUGGAUAACAGUGUAUGCUUCAUAAUACGCAGAAGGGGCGGUCGGGUAGCCUAGUGGUUAAAGCGUUCGCUCGUCACGCCGAAGACCCGGAUUCGAUUCCCGACAUGGGUACAAUGUGUGAAGCCCAUUUCUGGUGUCCCCCGCUGUGAUAUUGCUCGAAUAUUGCUAAAAGCGGUGUAAAACCAUACUCACCCAUUAUAUGCUGAAAAUUUGAAAAAUAUCCUUGUUAUUGGUGAUAGAAAUGACUGACGUGCAGGAUUAAAAAUAAUCAUCUCCUUUUUUCAGGCUAAUAAUAUGUAAUCAUGUGAGCUCCAGAACUAGGGCACUACUUUCGUAAUUGUCCUGGGCCUGAUUAUUUUUGUUACAAAAAAUCAACCCAAGCCCCUCCCCCACCACUAGAUAUGACGUUUUCAAUAUCUUAUGCACUCAACACACCGAAGAAAUAUUUUUAAACAUUCAUUUUAUUCAUUUGACAAAUCAUAAUCAUAACAGAAUGAUGAUAGCAUCUAUAUAUUUGCUAUCUACAAACAACAGGCAGGCCACAAUCAUAGUACGUUAUCAGUAUCCUUCUACAUAGUGCCUGCCAUGUAGACAUGAAAGUGUAGAGUUGUUGUCUGAGAUGUCUUGUUCAUCCUGACAUAGUCUGGAGUAGGAAUUUUGCAUGAAUAAUCAUAAAAAUUCCUUAAUCCUAACUGAUAGGAUAGAUAUUUCAACAGUGUAUUCUUUAUGUACCCUGCAUAUGUCUAUCUAAUUAAUUAUUGUACUAAUUAACUGACCAAAAACUUGCUCAAGGAUUUGUGUUGUAAGUAGAGUAGACAUAUGCUGAACUUAAUCAGUUAGGGAUGAUGAAUAUUUUGAUGGAUAUUUUUAUGAAAUUGUGAAAUCUCCCAAAAUAUGCAUGAUCCCUAACUGAUUUUGUUCAGUAUCUGAUAUUUAGAAGUAGAAGUGGCUGAUGCAACUUUGUGAUACGGAGUUCGGCAGUGUACUAAAGACUAUAUAUUUUCAAUAAUUUGAUGGGGGUACAGGUGGCCAAGUCGUCUAAGGCACUGCAAUUUGCUGUGCAGAGUUGCAUCCCUUGGGCACACCUAUGAUCGU